AUGUCAAACCCAACAUCCACCCUCCUAACAACACCACCCCCCUUCUUCACAACAACCCUCCAACUCCUCACCUUCCUGCUCAUCCUCUCCAUCGUCGGCAAAAGAACCACCACCCUCGUCCUGGCCUCGGUCUUCACCCUCUGGUUCAAGACCAGGUUCACCCUGUACCAGGACUCUGUCGAAGAGCGGCGGACUACUCGGCGGGAACGAGAGCGCCAGCGCCGGAGACAGGAGGUUCGGGAUAUUUCGACGAGGAUUGUAGAGCAGGUUCUUAGGGAGUCUGGGACCCCCGGUUGGGGGAAUGAAGGGGUGCAGGUUGGGGAGGUGAAGAUGGUUAAUGGGGUCGAUGAGGAGGGUGUGGUUCUUGACUGUGUGGAGGGGGGGUUGGCCGAGGAGGGUUUGGCUGAGGAGGUAGAGAGCGAGAAGGGAUUUGGGGAUCUUGACGGGGGGGUUGUUGUUGGUGUGGAGGCUUUUCAGGUUGGGGGUUCUUUGGGUGAGGAUGAGGUUUCUGUGGGGGUUGGGGAGGUUGAGGAGUUGGAGGGUGAGGGAUAUGGAGAGGUUGUGGAGGAGAAGUGGGUGCAAGAUGGGGAUGAAGUGGAGGUCUGUGAGGAGCCUGUUGGGCAGGAGGCAAUAGAUGAGAAGGUGGAGGUUGAUGUGGUUGAGGAGAAAGCGGAUGAGGGCAUUUCUACACAGUGGAUUGAGGAUAUCACUGAUAAUCAAGAAGAGAAGCAGGUGGUUCAGGACGAGAACCAGAAGAUUGCACAGCUGGAAGAGGUGAAGCAGGAGGAACCCCAGUGGGAAGAAGCGAAGCCAGAUAGCACAACAUGGGAAGAAGAGACGCAGACGAGCGCAACAUGGGCAGACGAGGAGAAGCAAGAGAAGCCCAUUGAGGAAGAGAAGGAAGCCGCCACUGAAGUCAUUUCCAAAGCCAGUGAGAGCCACGAACAGCCCGAGCCUGAGAAGGAAGUCAAGAAGCCUGAGCCAAAGCCAGUCGAGGCAAAGCCCGCCGGGCUAUCUCUAUCCCGCUGGAGCAAUUCCUUGUCCGGCUCGAAAAAGGUCCUCGACCCACGAGCGACCACUUUCCAGCCAACGGAAUUUAAAUCCAGCGCGAAAAGCCAAUACCAAUUCUCCCUUCCCACGACGACUCGUCCUCAGUCAUCCACACCACUCGCGUAUAGCUCCCUCGGCGUGCUGGCAUCCUCGAGCAGCUCUCCCUUGUCUGCUUACUCCCCGCCGAGCAUCUUCAGCUCCAUGGGGAGAAGUACGCAGAGCUCAACCCCGUCCUACGGCGAUUACUCUCACAGCCCUUCAUAUAGCUACAACUACGCGACUACGUCCUCCUAUGGGAACUCACCAUCCUAUGCGACUUCAUCCUAUACAAACUCUUCCAGCUAUGCGAAUACGUCUUCUUACGCAAAUACUCCCCCAUAUGGGAAUACUUCUUCUUAUGGAAAUUCGCCUUACAGUUGUUACACUCCGAGUCCUUACUACAGCAGCUAUAACUAUGCUUCCGCGAGCUGA
This is a messenger RNA of Aspergillus pseudonomiae, 1521 nucleotides long. RefSeq lists its product as uncharacterized. Bases 1 to 1521 code for a protein of 506 amino acids. Lineage: Eukaryota; Fungi; Ascomycota; Eurotiomycetes; Eurotiales; Aspergillaceae. The record is from RefSeq and is a predicted model, not a curated record. The transcript has a single exon.